Molecule: messenger RNA, 1896 nt
Organism: Rotaria socialis
Lineage: Eukaryota; Metazoa; Rotifera; Eurotatoria; Philodinida; Philodinidae
Source: the annotation of a GenBank genome assembly
AUGAAAUCCCUUAGUAGUUGCGUUCAAGAAUUCAUUAAUCACCAUUCAUCAACGCUUUUCCCAUCAGAUAAUACAAUUGAUAUUCGUCGUCCUCGAUUAAAUAGAUUCAAUUCUGCUUCCACAUCAUCUGUUGAUAUCGAAGAUGAAGAUCCAAACCUCUUUGUUAUCACACCACCAAUUGAAUAUUUUCUUGAUCUUUCAUCUCGACAACGUCGUGAACAGUUUUUCAAAUUAGUUCAACCUGGUCAUUAUCUUGUUUGCAAUGUACUUACUGCUAGUGCACGCGAUAUGCUUGUACGCAUUCUAUGUUUUGAUGAUGGACAUCGACGAGCAUUACACGAUCUUAAACUAACUGCGACUUGUUUAUUGAAUACAUCAAGUAGUAAGAAUAGUAGUAGUUUUCGAAAAAAGAAUAAAUAUGAUCGAGAUGUGCAAGAAGUUAGCGAUGAUGACAAGGACGAUGGUGAAUAUCAAAGUGGAGAUUUUAUACGAGCUUGUGUCAAUCAUGUCGAUACACACAAAGAAGAAAUUCAAUUAACAAUUGAUUCAUCUACGAAUCAACAUCAUCCUUCGUCUAAACGAUUGGGAAUUAUCAAUGAAGAUGAUUUACCAAAGCAUUACACUUUAUUACGUCGACAAGAAGAACAACCUCAGUCAUAUGAAGAUAUUCUACAAACAUCAAAAGCACUGAAUAAUCGAGCGUGUGUUCAAACGCUUUAUCAACGAUUAAAAAAACGAUUUGAUUAUUUUCAUUCUGACAAUACUAAAGUUGAAUCAUCAAAUGAUAUAUUACAUAUGACAUUAGUGAAUUCAUUCAAAAAUAAACAAAUACCGUCGGAUGAAUAUUAUGAUAAAUUACGGCAAAAGCAAGAUCAUGCAUGGGCAAUGGAAAGUGUUGCGGUUGGCGUGCGAUUAAUGAAAGAAAAUGAUUCGAAUUCAGCCGUACUUCACUUCAAUAAAGCACUAAGUACAGAUCCAAAAUGUGUUGAUGCACUUGUUGCACGCGGUGCAUUAUCAGCAAACCAAGGUCAUUAUAAACGUGCAAUGCAAGAUUUUGAAGAUGCCCUUAAAAUCGAUCACAAACAUACGAAUGCAUUAAAAUAUUUACAUGAUGUAUUAAAUAAUAUAGCGAAUGAUACGGAUGAUCCCGAUAUUGCAAUACAUUAUCUUGAAAAAGCAUUGAAAUAUAAACCAGAUGAUAAUGAAGCAAAACGAAAAUUAGCGUCAUUACGUGCAAAGAAAAAAGAAGCGGCAAGAAAAUUGGAAUAUGGACCAAAUCUACCGUCGAGUUUGCAAUCAUCUUCGAAAGACAAAGCAUAUUCAAGAUCGCCAAAGAGACGAAAAUCAUCAGUGAAAGGUUCAUCGUCAAGUCACAAACGACCCAAACGAUCGAGUUCAAGUACCAGUAAUGGUAGUCGAUCGAGUUCAUCAUCAUCGUCAUCUUCAUCGAGUAGUUCUACAACAAGUGAUUCUUUAACAACAAUAUCCUCUUCAUCAUUAUCGGAUACGAUGGAAAAUAAAAAAUCCAUGAGUAUACCAAUAAUUGAUAUUACAGAAAGUGAUAAAUUGACUACUACUCGAACUAGUACUCAAAGUGUUUCACAUGAAAAGCCAAAUCCAAUCGAACGGCAACCUUCUAUAAAAGAACAAAAUAAUAAAAAUGGAAAUAGUCGGUUACAUUCCAAUGAUCAUUCAUCGAAAGAAAAACAAUCAUUUGAACAAAGAAAAACACUACCAUCAACUACUAUACAAUCGUCAUCAUAUAAACAACGACAAGAAUCUUCAUCAUCAAAUAAAAACAGUCGAUCUCUUCCUUCGGAUCGUGAAGCUGACGAUAUUGAAAAACUUUACAUGGAACUUAAAGCUAAAAAAUCUAUGGAAAAACAAAAAAAAUAA